Jatropha curcas is the source of this 1509-nucleotide messenger RNA. It is a transcript of the gene ERCC1, whose product is annotated as nucleotide repair protein. Gene Ontology annotation, biological process: UV-damage excision repair; mitotic recombination. Gene Ontology annotation, cellular component: nucleotide-excision repair factor 1 complex; nucleus; ERCC4-ERCC1 complex. Gene Ontology annotation, molecular function: damaged DNA binding; single-stranded DNA binding. The record is from RefSeq and is a predicted model, not a curated record. Lineage: Eukaryota; Viridiplantae; Streptophyta; Magnoliopsida; Malpighiales; Euphorbiaceae.
AAGCCUGAAAGGGAAAAUCCCAAGAGCAAACAUGGAGCGAGAGGACAAAGAAGAGCAAAACAGAAAAUCAACGACUAAAAAAAUGGUGAUUCAAAUACCGUCGUACCAAGAAGUAAUAGAAAGCUCACAGCCAAAGACCCAGUCUUUAUUUAAGCCAUCGCAGACUUUCUCUCAAGCUUUCUCUUCUAUAAAGAACUCCGAAUUCUACACUCCUCCUCCUCCUCCUCCUUCUGCCGCCUCCACAUCAUCCUCUCAAUCUGGAAUCAUCUCAAAUAAUUCAAGUGUGCCUUCACCUUCUCCAUCAGCCUCUGCUGCUUCUUCAUCGUCAUUGCAGACUGGACAGAGUCGAAAUGCAAUUCUUGUUAGCCACAGGCAGAAGGGAAACCCAUUGCUCAAACAUAUUAGAAAUGUAAAGUGGGUUUUUGCUGAUGUGGUUUGUGACUAUUUGCUUGGCCAGAACUCUUGUGCUCUAUAUCUAAGUCUUCGGUAUCAUCUACUGCAUCCCGAUUACCUGUAUUAUAGAAUAAGGGAGCUGCAAAAAAACUACAAGCUUCGUGUUGUCUUGUGUCAUGUUGAUGUGGAGGAUGUGGUUAAGCCUUUACUUGAAGUCACUAAAACAGCUCUGCUUCAUGAUUGCACACUAUUAUGUGCUUGGAGCUUAGAGGAAUGCGGUCGCUAUUUGGAGACUAUAAAAAUGUAUGAAAACAAGCCUGCAGACCUUAUUCAGGGUCAAAUGGAUACAGACUAUUUAUCGCGGCUAAACCAUGCUCUGACAACUGUUCGACAUGUUAACAAGACUGAUGUCGUCACCCUUGGGUCUACUUUUGGGUCUCUUUCUAAUGUCAUGGAUGCAUCUAUGGAAGAUCUUGCACGUUGCCCUGGUAUAGGAGAGCGCAAGGUGAAACGCUUGUACGACACUUUUCACGAACCAUUUAAGCGUGUUGUUUCCAGCGACCCUGUUGUUCUCAAAACAUACACGAAAGACUCUGAACCUUCCUUGGUGAAUGAAGUAGUUACUGAAUUGGAAAAGGAAGAAGAUGCUAGCAAACGUAGGAAGAAAGAACCUGAAGUAACCGUCAAAUCGGCCCUUUCUGCUGCAUUUGCAAAGUAUGCUGAUAAAUUUGGUAAAAAGGAUGAUAAAGCACAUGAACAAAAGGCGGGAGAAACAAGUGUUGCCAUGGAAUCAGGAACUGAUAAUAGGGAGACUGCAAGUUGAUCAUCUUUUUCCAAGUGUCAAAUCUAAUAUCAGUUCACUUGCAAGACACUGAGAUGAAAAUGUCUCAGACAUCAUGUUGUCUCUGGGAAGGCAGCCUCGGCAAUUAGAUUUCUUCUUCUACUUUGUAUUAGCCGCGUAAAGGUUUUAAAUUGAUUCAUUAGACCAAAGUGUAACUGUAUUUUGUACAUAUGUGUAGACUGAUUCCAAAUAUAGUGAUCCUGCACCUGUUGAAUAUUCUCUUCCAUAACUGAGUUGUAUUAUAAUUUCUGCAGAUUGACAGAAUUUUGUUCUAA